GCAUCUGCGAUUUUUCAAUCAGCGCUCUUUGCGUACGUUUAGUGUUUCUCGCGCAUUGUCUUUACUAAAACGAUUUGUAUUAGAUUGGUACAAUGACUUUGUUUUUUUCAAAGGCGAUCGUCUAUAGCUGGUUUUUGUGGUUCGUUCAGUGUCAGAACGUAAAUGGUAUCCGUCAGUAUCACCUGUCAGAAAUUAGCUAUACGCCACAGAGUCGUACUAUUCGAGGAGAACAAGUACCAUUAGAAUUUUAUGAAGCCAUCGAAAGAUCGGAUAAGAAAAAGAAUGAGCUGCAACAUCGACUGCACCACUUUUUGGAAAAUCUACAAAAGAAUCUUACCACGUCCACAGUAUUUAGAGACUUUAAGCCUACAGCAUCGAGCUCUGAAAACUAUGCCACUAAGAUGAGUGAACUUUCAACAUUUUUUCAUGAUGCUUCCUUCGCUGCUGGACUAUUUGCCCAUGAGAACGAAAGGUUCUACGAUGUAAUUAAAAACUCAAGCUAUGCGCUGUUGUUGAAAUUACGACAAGUCCCUGCAGCACAGCCCACACAGGUAAAGACUGUGCUAACAAACUAUUUUUCGGAAAUGGAGUUCUUUCAUAUUAUGUUUUCCGAAAUUGUGGACGAAGCACUGGAGUAUACUGUGGGAACAUUGCGUGCUGUUCAACGAAUAUUCCUCCAAUUCGCUGAUGUUCAGAGUGGCAUACUACAAGACUGGAAACUGAAGCUUGACUUUGAGUGCUGUAAAAUGUACAUGGAUUUCCUACAAUAUCAUUCUGCGCAGGUAUUUAAAUGUGCUGCAGGCCGUGAACUGAACGUUGCCUAUGACGUGUACGCUAUGACAAAGAUAAAUGCCAAAUAUAUAAUGAGGCAGCUUGAGUUCCGAAUUCAAAGACUUUUCAACUGUUUUAUAUUCAAAAAGUACGAAAUACGAUGUCAAUUUCUCCAAAACGCCGAGAGAGAUUUCGAAAGCCUCUUCAAUAAGCUCGAAGAACUAGAAAUGUAUUUGGAUAUAAAAACCAAGCAAGGUCGAGCUUCUGAUUUAAGAUUCCACCGACAAAGCUAUAUCCAGCAUGACGAUGUCACAACAAAAUCGACUGAGCCUCUCAGUGACUGCCUACCACCAAAUUUUCCCUUCAGUCAAAUAAAAUCGGAAUUAAGAUCCUGCUUUUAUUUAUUUGGUGGAAAAUGACUCACUGGUUUUCAAAAUACAACAUUUGCCAUAAUACGUAACUUCUCUCGAUGCAUAAAUUGUGGAGAUAGUCACUCAAUCUGGAUGACUUCAUUAUCGUUAAAAUCAUUCUAAAAUAAGUUUGAGGUUUAAACUUUGCAUAAAGUGUUGUUCGAUUUCGUUUUGGUGUACAAAUUUGAAUAAAUAAAUAUUUUUCUAUUAUA
Drosophila pseudoobscura is the source of this 1393-nucleotide messenger RNA. RefSeq lists its product as uncharacterized. NCBI's taxonomy places the organism in Eukaryota, Metazoa, Arthropoda, Insecta, Diptera, Drosophilidae. Bases 93 to 1190 code for a protein of 365 amino acids. The record is from RefSeq and is a predicted model, not a curated record. The transcript has a single exon.